CUCCCAGGUGCAACUUUGAAGUCAGCACGUCCAUGUCGCCCAUUCGUGUCAUUCCCCUCUUCUCAUAGCUGCCCUGCACUCACCCGCAGUAAUUCUUCUUAUCGAUUGAAGAAGCCAGUCUUCUUCUUCCAUUCUUUCUGCGCACCACAGCUGGGGGAUAGCUGGUCUCAGCAAGCGGAGCACGUCGUGCAACCAUGUUAUUCGCAAGGCCAUGGACAAGUUUGUGCCUGCUGGCGGGGAGUCUCACGGGUGCUUUGGCCCGAUCUGGUGGACUGAUUGAGGAUCCUGAUAUCAAGGCUAUCCCGCUACGGACACACAGCAUCGAGCCUCCAUACCUCGACUCGGACAUGCAGAGCCGCUGGUGGGACUUCGGCGGAGACACUAUUAUUCGAACCGACAAAUACAUCCGACUCGCCUCGGACAAGCCCUCGCGCGAUGGCUGGCUAUUUUCACGGGUGCCCUUGACGGCUACAAACUGGGAGAUUAAAUUCGAGUUCAAGAUCCACGGCCAGGGCAAUCUCUAUGGCGAUGGAUUCGCCAUGUGGCUCACCAAGCAGCGAGCUCAACCAGGAAACGUCUUCGGCCACGCAGACAAGUUCGAGGGUCUCGGCAUCUUCUUCGAUACCUACAAGAACAACCGCCCCGGCACCGUGUUCCCCUACAUCAUGGCUAUGAACGGUGAUGGGCAGACUGUGUACGACAAGGACAACGAUGGUAAGGCCAACGAGGUCGCUGGAUGCUCUGCUCGCGGAAUCCGCAAUGCCCAAGUGCCUACCAGAGCACGCCUGACCUACUUUCAGGACCAAUUCCUGCGCCUGGAACUCCAAUACAAGUCGGAAGACGAGUGGACGCAAUGCUUCGAAAUCCCCAACUUCAAAGUCCCACCGGUCGCGUACUUGGGCUUUUCCGCCGAGACAGGCGAACUCUCCGACCACCACGACAUAAUCUCCGUCAAUAGUCAGAACCUUUACAAGAAGAACCCUGGCUCGAAGCCCUCAAGCCCGAGCGCAUCUGGCGGGAAGGCGGCAAGCUUCAUGGUUAGGGAGAAGAGUGGGAGCUGGACGUGGUUCAUCGUAAAAUUUGUGCUGUUUGGUCUGGCGCUGACCGGUGCGUACGUCGGGUACACUGUCUACCGGACACGACAGCGGGAUAGGUUCUAGGGGAACGAGACCAAAUACCUGCAGUAUAAUCGUGCGAGCCGUAUGCGCCGCGGUUACUCCCGACGAAACGCGCGGCGUGGAGAUUCCGAGGAUGGAGAUGAGCACGACUGGGCGACCUUGUACAAAGUUGGAUGACGGAGUUGGAGCGGGGAAAAGUAGCCUGAGAAAGGCUAUCCAUAUUAUUGCGCAUUGCUUGUUCCUUCCCUAGCGGUUGCUGUCACAACACUCGACUCCUAGCAAAUACCAUUUGAAAACUACCAAACACGUAAAGCACUUGAGAAA
This is a messenger RNA of Cucurbitaria berberidis CBS 394.84, 1442 nucleotides long. RefSeq lists its product as uncharacterized. The record is from RefSeq and is a predicted model, not a curated record. Gene Ontology annotation, biological process: endoplasmic reticulum organization; endoplasmic reticulum to Golgi vesicle-mediated transport; Golgi organization. Bases 195 to 1160 code for a protein of 321 amino acids. Lineage: Eukaryota; Fungi; Ascomycota; Dothideomycetes; Pleosporales; Cucurbitariaceae. Gene Ontology annotation, molecular function: D-mannose binding. Gene Ontology annotation, cellular component: COPII-coated ER to Golgi transport vesicle; endoplasmic reticulum membrane; Golgi membrane. The transcript has 5 exons.